AUGGAUACCGCCGUUCACUCCGGUGGCAACAAGGUCGCAAGCCAACUUUUCGAUCUCUACGCCCGGGAUAAAGCCACCGGAAAGAUGGUCUUGAAGGGCAGCAAGCAUCAGAAGCUGCCACAAGCCAUGACAAAUCUCAAUUGGCGAGCUCGUAGCGACAACGCCAACUCGACAUCACAUUCCUCGGCGGAAAGCGGCCACUUCCAUCGCUAUGCACUCAGGCUUGCCAACAACGAAGCGGGAACCGCUGGCAAGGAGUGCCUGCUACGCGAGGAGAGCGACAGUCUGGACGAUAUUAUCGACUUGACUGAAGUCUGCAGAGUUAUGAAUGAGCAGAUACUUCGAGAUUCGACAACAAUGAGGGGCCGUGGCACUAGUCCUGCCUUGUACGGUGUAGAAUCUGAGAGCAGCGAGAAUGCCCAUGUUGGCCACUUGAAGGGCCUUGCAUCGCGACCACUCCCACCCCCCAAGAGGCGGACCUACCAUGGCGUACAGCUCUCGGACGACGACCCGGUCCCCGAUCGGCAUUUUAUGAUGUUGCCGAACUCGGCCAUGUGGUCCCAGAGGGCGGCUAGAGACAACCAGAACGAUCCGUGGCCUAAUGCCGGCGCCGACACCGGCGGCAAGACUGUGCCCAAAGCAUCCAUUUUGCCUGACACGAACUCGACCGGCCAGAAGGAGAGGCAAUUCGUGAAGUUGAUCGAGAGGCUCAACAGCCGUGCCUGCAAUACGGGACCACUUGAGAAGACGUUGACGAAGCAAAGGAAAUCGAGGCAGGAGACGCUUGGGUCGAUGUCGGACGGUGCCGACCAAGGCUCUGCCGAUACCGAUGCCCAGGCCCAUCGAUCAGCGCCGAGCUCUGCCAGAAACGGUGACGAAUUCGACAGCGGCUAUGCGACCGCUUCGGUACCGGAUGAAUGUGUUCAUGAUUCGGCCCGUCACCUUCAGCCAACCAUCGGCGACGCGGAAGCCAAAGGAGCGUCUCGUGAUGGCAAGCCAACGGUCAAGGCGGCCAAGGACUCGAAUCAGUCGACGAAUACGAAGCCGUCUCCUAAAAACAAUACCCGCCACUCUCCACGCAGCGUGCCAAAAAUCUCCAGCAAGGCCUUCGCGGCCAAACCAUUGCAGCCGGCGAAGUUGAAUGGCGGCAUUAACUACCACAGGUUGAGCGCGGGCUCCGACCAGGCUCAUGAAGGGUUCGUCUCCGAACAUUGGAAGACGAUGAAUCCCAAGGCUCGAGAAUUUCUCUCGUGGCAGCUCGACCAGGAGGAGGCGGCGGCCAGCCAGCCAAUGUGCCAUCAUCAACCUCCCUUUGGCUACCACACGGCAUCGUCACCAUCCGUCUGCGGCAUCUAUGGGAUGCCGGACCUUCGCCUCAUGGUGCCUAUUCACAUCGGCUGGGGUGGUCUCCCAUCUCCGUUCCACACCUGCGUCUCCUGCGCCCCUGCACCACCCAUCAUCCUCCCACAGCUCGGCGUUCAGCCGGUGGGACUCUAUGGGGCCGGCGCGGCGGCCCACACCCCACCAGUGAUGCCCUUUUCGUUCCACCCUGUACCUGGUCAGCCAAUGGCCUUUGCCCCGGGCCCGAUGCUUGACGCGCCGCAAACGACCCGCUAUGCAUCGGCGGCCCCGGUGCCAAAGCCUAGGGUUCCGAAUGCCGGUCAGCAGCAGGCAUACGAGGCGUACAUCGAGCAGCAAAAAGCGAUAGUGCCCGGCUACGCCAUGGAAUGCAGGCUCCGACAGCAGCGACGUGCCAAGCGAGACUUCACCACACCAAGACUUGCCCCUCAAGGCUGCGUUGGUGUCUAG
Messenger RNA from Drechmeria coniospora, 1809 nucleotides. RefSeq lists its product as uncharacterized. The coding region runs from base 1 to 1809 and encodes 602 amino acids. Lineage: Eukaryota; Fungi; Ascomycota; Sordariomycetes; Hypocreales; Ophiocordycipitaceae. The transcript has a single exon. The record is from RefSeq and is a predicted model, not a curated record.